This is a messenger RNA of Cajanus cajan (pigeon pea), 715 nucleotides long. Lineage: Eukaryota; Viridiplantae; Streptophyta; Magnoliopsida; Fabales; Fabaceae. The record is from RefSeq and is a predicted model, not a curated record.
UUACCCCUUCACGACAUAAGAGAAAGAGAAAAGAUAUAGAAAAAGAAAGUGAGUGAGAUGGAGUUGAAGAAGGUGGUGUUGGUGAAGGCAGCUUUGCUGCUUUUCUUCAUUUGCUUCACUGCAAGUGUGGAUGCACGCUUCGAUCCAGGAUCUUUUAUCACUCAGGUGUUCUCCAACGGUGAUGCCAUUUACAAUGUGAAAUCCACAACCACUGCAUGUUGUGAUAAAUGUUUCUGCACAAAAUCAAACCCUCCCCAGUGCCAAUGUAACGAUGUUGGAGAAACCUGCCACACAGCUUGCAAAUUAUGCGUUUGUGCACUGUCAUAUCCUCCUCAGUGUCGUUGCAUGGAUAACACCAGCUUCUGCUAUGACAAGUGUGACACCUCCAAACCCAAAGCUCACUAGGAAUGAGCAAGUUUCAAUAACCAUGUUCUGAGACAAAGCCACUUAGGCUUUGUUUUCGUGUAUGCAUGCAUGAGAAUAAAUUACUAUGUUAAUGAAAAUAGUACUUAAUCGACCAAGCAUUUGCUUUUCGGCAAAUCGCUGGUCAUGGUCUUUGUUUUAAUUAUGUUGCUCUCAUUCAUGUUCCCUCUCUCAUUGUCAUCCUAUAGUCAUCAUCCCUACUAGUAAGCGUUUCUCCCAUCGUUGCUCUUGUUAGUCCUCUUGGUUUUUGUAGAUUUGUUUGGUUUGAAUUAAUUGGUUGUUUAGGGUUUGA